This is a messenger RNA of Electrophorus electricus (electric eel), 1484 nucleotides long. RefSeq names its product solute carrier family 35 member E1 (gene slc35e1). The record is from RefSeq and is a predicted model, not a curated record. NCBI's taxonomy places the organism in Eukaryota, Metazoa, Chordata, Actinopteri, Gymnotiformes, Gymnotidae.
UUGGAAGAUGGCUGCGGUAGAGCGUCCGCCUGUGAAGGAGGCAGUACGGAUUGGGCUUCUGUGUUUAUGCUGGUAUACUGUCAGUUCUGGGGGGAACAUCAUUAACAAAAUAAUUCUGAAUGGAUUUCCAUAUCCUGUCACCGUCUCUCUCUUCCAUAUUCUGUCAAUUGUCAUCUUUCUUCCACCGUUGUUGCGUGCAUGGGGUGUUCCUAAAACUGAAGUAUCUGGCAGAUACUACCGAUGGUACAUUCUUCCCCUAGCUUUUGGAAAAUACUUUGCUUCUGUGUCGGCCCAUUUCAGCAUAUGGAAGGUACCUGUUUCAUACGCACACACUGUGAAGGCCACCAUGCCAAUAUGGGUUGUGUUGUUAUCAAGAUUAAUUAUGAAGGAGAAGCAAACCACGAAGGUCUAUGUGUCUCUUAUACCCAUCAUAGGUGGUGUCUUAUUAGCCACAGUCACUGAACUGUCUUUUGACCUGUCAGGAUUGGUUAGUGCCCUGGCAGCUACGCUUUGCUUCUCUUUACAAAACAUAUUCUCCAAAAAGGUCUUGCGUGACACAAGGAUCCAUCACCUCCAUCUUCUCAACAUCCUUGGCUUCAAUGCAGUAUUAUUCAUGCUGCCCACAUGGAUUUUAGUUGACCUGUCUGCAUUUCUGGUGGAUGGAGACUUGACAGAGGUUUCCAAUUGGACCGGAACAUUGGUGCUCCUCCUCAUCAGUGGCUUCUGCAACUUUGCGCAAAACAUGAUUGCCUUCAGUGUGUUAAACUUGGUCAGCCCCCUCAGUUACGCAGUUGCUAAUGCUACCAAGAGGAUAAUGGUUAUCAGUAUAUCAUUACUGAUGCUGAGAAACCCAGUCACCCUGUCUAACAUAUUGGGGAUGAUGACCGCUAUCUUGGGGGUCUUCCUGUACAACAAGGCAAAAUAUGAUGCCAAUCGGGAGUCCAAGAGGACGCUGCUGCCUGUGGCCUCACAGGACAGCAUUUCCUUCGAGAAGCCUGAGUCCAAUGGCUCGUUGUCCUACAAACAAGACUCGGACUUCCAGUAUGGCCGCAGCAAUGCUCUUGGCGACCAUUUUCAGUACAGCCGCCAAGCCUAUACGACAAGCCACGGCUCUGGACAAUAUGUCGUCUGAGCCACGAUACGGUUGGAUGAACCCGUUUAACUGUAAAAGGAGACUGUCUUUUGUGGGGGGACUGAAGUUCUGAGACCAGGGAGGAAAACAUUUCCUUUCACAUGCUCGUCACAGUUUUUCUGUGCCACGUCCUCAUAUUUAUUUCACCUGUUUGUGGUUGUUUUGUUUUGGGGUUAUUUUUGUUUUUUUAAAUCAUCGUGGAAACUCUUAUUACAAUUAUUACAGUUGCUUAGUUAAAAUCAAGAUUUUUGUUUUGCGCAAGAACUCAAGGUUUUAAUUCUAAUGUAUUCUGUCAUAAAACUAUGUAAAUUGAAGAUGCGAUUGUGGCUUUCAGAACCCUUGGGGGGGGGGG